GGAGAGCCAAGCUGACAUGUGAAUGUGUGCUGCUGAAAGUGGGCCAUAAGAGACUAUGCCUUGGCGGACCGUCACCAGCUGCAGCUCAUCAUCUCGGAACUGCCAAGCCUGGAGCCGUCCAAAUCUGCAAUGAUCCAAUUAUCGACUACAGGAGCUGCUGUAUGAAGCAGUCGGCCUCGCGACAUCGCAAUCUGUAGCCGCCAUCCCGUUCACGAUUCGCCAUGGCAGCUCCCAUACUACGGUCAAUAUGGCAGUCGGCGGUACGGCGGCCGUUAAUACGAGCGUUGACACCGACAACUAAGACAACGACAGUGUCAUCGCAAUUUGCAUCGCGCCCCUUUUCAACAACGCCCGCACCCUGCGCAACACUGAACCAGGUGCUGCGAGGUUGUCGUAAGGCGCAGCGCGCCCGCCACGCCACCUCCCCCGCGCUGUCCGAUACCCUAUGUCCGCAGCAGAAGGGCGUUUGUCUGAAGGUUGGAGUUACGCGGCCGAAGAAACCCAACUCAGGCGAGCGUAAGACGGCCCGUGUGCGUCUGUCGUCCGGCAGCAUGAUCACCGCCUACAUCCCCGGCGAGGGCCACAACAUCCAACAGCACUCCGUCGUGCUUGUACGCGGAGGUCGCAGUCAGGAUUGCCCCGGUGUGCGUUACCAUCUGGUCCGCGGUGCUUUAGAUUUGGCUGGUGUUUCAAGUCGUAUGUCGAGUCGAAGCAAGUAUGGUACGAAGAAACCCAAGAAAGCCUCAGUUGGAGGAUAAAAUCGCUUUUGCCUCACGGAAUGUAGAACAUAAACAAAAAUGAAAUGGCACCUUGCUACCCUUAUCAAUACCUGUAUGAUAGUGUGUGAGCCGCACGUAAUUGGCAGUCGUCAUUUAAAUAUCAUGUCGCAGAGCAAAUUUUAUAUUUACACAUGAAGAAUGAACACUGCGAGGUCUGUCUCCCUGAGACGCAGUCCAAGACGCC
This is a messenger RNA of Xylaria bambusicola, 963 nucleotides long. RefSeq names its product ribosomal protein S12. Bases 222 to 758 code for a protein of 178 amino acids. NCBI's taxonomy places the organism in Eukaryota, Fungi, Ascomycota, Sordariomycetes, Xylariales, Xylariaceae. The record is from RefSeq and is a predicted model, not a curated record. Gene Ontology annotation, molecular function: structural constituent of ribosome. The transcript is spliced from 3 exons. Gene Ontology annotation, biological process: translation. Gene Ontology annotation, cellular component: small ribosomal subunit; ribosome.